CCACUUUUUUUUGGCGGCCUUUUCAACACCCCGCUGGCGACAUUGGAUCGCAUCCGCCGACAGAACAGCAACCACCGACGAUACCAGUAACGAAGCACGCCAUGGCACCGAGAAACCCCAAGCGCCAAGCAGCCGACGAUGAAUUCAUCGAUGCAAAUGACAUUGAGCAAGUCAUCGAGCUGGGCAAUGAAGAAGCAGAGCCCAUGAGCGAGGAUGAAGAGGCCGUAGAUCAUGACGAAAUGGACAACGACAUGCUUAACGACGACGAUGCCGAGCACUACGACGAUGAUGCAGAUUUUGAUGACGAGGAUGGCCAGGAAGGAGACGAGAUGGAGGGCGGGGAUUUCGUUUUGGUCGACGAUUCCAUCCAGGGCUUCUUUGACCAUAAAGAGCCCGUCUAUACUGUCGCUCUCCAUCCCACCCAGGAACACAUCGUUGCAACUGGUGGUGGCGACGACAAGAGCUAUCUGUGGCGUCUCGACAACGGCGAGAAGAUGUUUGAUCUCGGAGUUCACAGCGAUACCGUUGCCGCCGUAGCGUUCAGCUUUGACGGCGCCUUCAUUGCAAGCGGUGGCAUGGACGGCAAAGUGUUUGUCUUCAAGGUGUCCACGGGCGAGUUGGUGGUGACUCUAGAUGGACCCACCGAAGUUUCGUGGCUGGACUGGCAUCCCAGAGGGCCCGUGCUCCUGGCCGGCUCCGCCGAUGGCACCAUCUGGAUGUGGCAGAUUCCAUCGGGAACAUGCAUGAACGUCUUCUCUGGCCACGUCGAUAUGGUUUCUUGCGGCCAGUUCACACCCGAUGGCAAGGCCAUUGUGUCUGGAUCCGACGACGGCUCUGUCAUCAUCUGGGACCCGAAAACCGCGGCGGCACAGCUCAAGCUGACGAGCGAAGACGCUCGCUUCCAUAGCGACGCAAUCACUACGCUGGCCAUCAACAAGGACAACAACCUCGCUCUGACCGGAUCGGCCGACAGCACUGCCAAGCUCAUUCACAUCGGCAACGGCAAGAUUGUUGCGUCGUUUGAGAGCCACCAGGACUCGGUACAAGCUGUGGGAUUCUCGAAUGUCCUCCCUUUCGCCGCCACGGGAUCGAUCGAUGGCAGCAUGGCUAUCUGGGAUGUCACGACCACCAAGCUGCGGCAAACUGUCAAGCACGAUGACGUCAUCACGUCGCUCAAAUGGCACUCGGACCAACCCCUCAUCACCACCGCCUCCGUCGAUCGAACCAUUCGGGUCUGGGACGCUCGCACUGGGAACUGUGAGCGGGUAUUUAACGGCCACCAGGAUGUGAUUCAUGCCAUUGCCAUUUCCAAGGACGGCAAGACGGUCGUGUCGGCCUCGGAAGACGGCACCUCGCUCGUCUUUUCGGCCUAAGAGCCGGUCCCCUCCGCCCAGGGUCUGGCUGCGACUCGGUCAUUUUCUUGUCUCGCCAGCCCAAUUGCAUCGCAUCGAUGAUGGCUGCUCUCAUGCUCAAUACAGACUCGCUCACACGAGAGGCUGCAUCAGUG
Molecule: messenger RNA, 1507 nt
Organism: Polychytrium aggregatum
Lineage: Eukaryota; Fungi; Chytridiomycota; Chytridiomycetes; Polychytriales
Product: WD40-repeat-containing domain protein
Exons: 9
Coding region: 102-1373 (423 amino acids)
Molecular function (GO): protein binding
Source: RefSeq, a predicted model, not a curated record